This is a messenger RNA of Parathielavia appendiculata, 597 nucleotides long. RefSeq lists its product as uncharacterized. Bases 1 to 597 code for a protein of 198 amino acids. The record is from RefSeq and is a predicted model, not a curated record. The transcript has 3 exons. Lineage: Eukaryota; Fungi; Ascomycota; Sordariomycetes; Sordariales; Chaetomiaceae.
AUGGUCUUGUUUCGAACAACACUCCUGGCUUUCGCCAGCGCUGUUGCCGUCUCAGCCGACUACGUUAUUCAACCUGAUACCGUGCCGUUGCCAACCAGGAUGGCGUGGUGCAAUUCCCAGACAGCUAGUUGCGGGCCCAUCUGCCUCCAGACCUCGGUCGGCCCACCACAGACCAACGAAUGCGAUGCCGAAACCCUCCAAUACGGCUGUGUCUGCAGCGACGGGAAGCAGCCCAACAUGACCCAAUACACCAUGACCCUGCCAUACUUCACGUGUACCGAAUGGGGCAACCAGUGCGUGAAGAGAUGCGGCAACGACAACCUGUGCGGAAACGACUGCCGUGAGAAGCACCCCUGCGGCGCCCUGGACCCGCCCAAAGGCAACGCGACGAAAACGACCUCGUCCGUCUCAGCGACGGCCACGGCCUCCGCUACGGCCAGCAAUCAGGUCUUCAACGGCUUCGGCGACGGCUCCAGCUCCAAUGCCGGCAGCGGCAACGGCAACGGCAGCGGUGCUGGCGCCGUGCGCUUCGGCGACUCGUUCGGUCUUGUGGUAGUGGCGGGCGGCCUGUUCGCCGGGCUCGCUUUGCUGGCUUGA